Messenger RNA from Oldenlandia corymbosa var. corymbosa, 2185 nucleotides. Lineage: Eukaryota; Viridiplantae; Streptophyta; Magnoliopsida; Gentianales; Rubiaceae. The record is from the annotation of a GenBank genome assembly.
GAUUUCAGCAAUCUGCUAUGCUAAAUCGUGAAAGAAACCACUCCCUCAUAGUCAUAUAUGAAUAUUCAAUUUCAGCCGUCGGAUUCCCUGACAAAUAAUCCUGAUCGGUUCCAGAAGACACUACCAAAAUACAUAAAAAUAAUAUGUAAACAAAAAAACUUCCCCCUUCUCAGUCACUACUCCAUUUUCCACUGCUUCACUCCAUAUUCUUCACACACAGUGCCACCGAAAAGGCAAAAACCUCCACCUUUUUCCAUCAGUUCUAUGCUUAAGGUGUUCUGAGUUCUGACUUCAUCCCAAGUUUGAAUUUUUGGAGGUGAAAAGAAUAAUGGAAGUUACAAAGGGCUCUUUUUUCUACCUUCUCCUCUUACUACUUUCAGCUCUGUCCGCUGCUUUUGCUGAAGAUGCUUUCAUUGGUGUAAAUAUCGGUACAGAACUGUCCGACAUGCCCAACCCGACUCAGGUUGUAGCACUUCUCAAAGCCCAGCAGAUUCGACAUGUCAGAUUAUUUGAUGCUGACCGGGCUAUGUUACUAGCACUUGCCAAUACUGGUAUUCGUGUUACUGUAUCUGUUCCAAAUGAUCAGCUAUUGGGCAUUGGACAGUCCAAUGCCUCUGCAGCCAACUGGGUAUCUCGAAACAUUAUUGCUCAUGUCCCUGCGACCAACAUCACUGCUAUAGCUGUAGGAUCCGAAGUUCUUACCACACUUCCUAAUGCUGCCCCUAUCCUGGUCUCAGCCAUGCAAUUUAUCCACUCUGCCUUAGUUGCAUCUAAUCUUGAUAGACAAAUCAAAGUAUCCACCCCACACUCUUCUUCUAUAAUCCUGGAUUCUUUCCCACCUUCUCAAGCCUUUUUUAAUAAGUCCCUGGAUCCGGUCAUGGUUCCCUUACUCAAGUUUUUACAGUCGACAGGCUCCCAUCUUAUGUUGAAUGUGUAUCCCUACUAUGAUUAUAUGCAGUCCAACGGUGUAAUUGCAUUGGACUAUGCUUUAUUUCGCCCUUUACCCCCUAACAAGGAGGCUGUUGAUCGGAAUACGCUCCUUCACUACACUAAUGUUUUUGAUGCAGUUGUUGAUGCGGCAUACUUCUCCAUGUCCUAUCUGAAUUUCACAAACAUUCCCAUAGUAGUUACUGAAUCUGGCUGGCCUUCGAAGGGUGACUCUUCUGAGCCUGAUGCCACUCUAGAUAAUGCUAACACUUACAACAGUAACCUUAUUAAGCAUAUCCUUAACAACACCGGAACUCCCAAACACCCUGGGGUUCCCAUUAGCACCUACAUAUAUGAGCUGUACAAUGAAGAUCUGAGACCUGGAACAGUGUCAGAGAAGAAUUGGGGGCUUUUUAAUGCAAAUGGUGUCCCAGUUUAUAUCCUUCAUCUGACGGAUUCUGGGACUGUCCUAGCAAAUGACACCACAAACCAGACUUACUGUGUUGCAAAGCAAGGAGCAGACAAGAAGUUGUUACAAGCAGCCCUCGACUGGGCUUGUGGCCCUGGGAAGGUGGAUUGUAAUCCAUUAAUGCAAGACAGUCCAUGUUAUUCCCCAGAUACGGUGGCUGCACACGCCUCAUAUGCUUUUGAUGCCUAUUAUCACAAAAUGUCUAUGGUAGAUGGAUCCUGUGACUUCAAUGGUGUUGCCACCAUCACAACCUUGGAUCCUAGUCAUGGUUCGUGCGUAUUUCCAGGAAGUGGUGGGAGGAAUAGCAGCUUGGUAAAUGGCACCUCCCUUGCUCCAUCAACUAAUUCUACUGUAUCGGGCUGCCAUUCACAACAUUUCCAGAGUUCUGUGGCCUAUAUUAGCUCCAUUGUAGCUUCUGUUAUAAUCUGUGGGGCAGUUCUCUUGUAAAACAUGAAUCUACUUACUCUUUACUGAUUUUGAACUGCAUUGAGACUUCAAAACAUUGGGUUGAAAUAUGGUUGAGAAUUUGCCACACCCAAUUUUGGUCCUCUUGAGAGAUGUAUGGGUUUGGCAAUCUACCUGAAAUGUGAAUUAUGGCCAUAUUCCCUUUAGUGCUCCAUCGAUUUGUACAAACUAGGUGUUAAGAAAUCUUGACACUGUUGAUGUAAUUAUGUUAGUUUAGACUGGUUAUAUUUUUUAUGGUUUUAUUCAACCUGGAAUUUGUGAUGGAUUUUAGCAAGAACUGGCUUGAAAAAUCGGCUGAAGUUCUGUUUCAGCUGUGAGUGCGAG